UUCUUAGCCAAAUGUAGCUCGGAUACUUUCACACUUUUCUCAUUUUCACCUGAAUUAUUGCAGUUUGUUAUGGCUGUAGAGAUGAGCUCCACCUGUCCAGGACUUUACUGUGGAAAAACCACCUUUAAUGGAUCCUGUGGGGUCUGUCCCAGAGGCGAGCGAGUGAACAUGGACAAGAUCUGUCAGAAGUGUGAGGAGUCGCCGGAGCUGUACGACUGCUUGUAUCUGGGCUUCAUGGCCAUGCUGCCCCUCGUCCUGCACUGGUUCUUCAUCGAGUGGUACUCGGGCAAGAAAAGCUCCAGCGCAGUGCUGCAGCACGUGACGGCGCUGUGCGAGUGCAGUACGGCGGCGGUGGUCACCCUGCUCCUGAACGAGCCCGUGGGUUCCUUCUCCAUCCGCUCGUGCCGGGUGCAGAUGCUCUCCGACUGGUACACCAUGCUCUACAACCCCAGUCCCGACUACGUCACCACCCUGCACUGCACCCAGGAGGCCGUCUACCCGCUGUACACCAUAGUGCUGAUCUAUUACGCCUUCUGCCUGGUGCUGAUGAUGCUCCUGCGGCCGCUGCUGGUUAAGAAGAUCGCGUGCGGUCUGGGGAAGACGGAUCGAUUCAAGAGCAUCUACGCGGCGCUCUACUUCUUCCCCAUCCUCACCGUCCUGCAGGCGGUGGGCGGAGGAUUACUCUAUUACGCCUUCCCCUACAUCAUCCUGGUGCUGUCGCUGGUCACGCUGGCCGUCUACAUGUCAGCUUCGAAUAUACAGUCGUUUAAGGACCUGGUGGCUAAGAAGAAGCGUCUGGUGGUGCUCUUCAGCCACUGGCUCCUCCACGCCUACGGGAUCAUCUCCAUCUCCCGCCUGGACAAGCUGAGCCAGGAUCUGCCCCUGCUGGCCCUGGUCCCUGGACCCGCUCUCUUCUACCUGCUGACCGCACGCUUCACCGAACCCAACCGCAUCGUAUCAGAGGGAGGGAACGGGCACUGAACGCCCGGGGACGGUCAUCGUCCGGCCCGCUAAUAUUUAACUAUGCUUAAUUAUUCAAAAGUAUGUGGCCACCUGAGCAUGAACUGGAUUCGAGACGUCGCCUCACUUUCUUUUUUCAGCCGCGUCAAGUUCUAGAGUGUGUGUGUGGGAAUUUGUGCCCGUUCGCAUGUAGUUAACUGUUUCUCCACACCGUUUCUUCACUUGUGUCCAUGUACUUCUGGCCACACGGCGCACACACAUAUAUAUAUAAUAAACAUUACAGGUCAGGGUUCGACUCUGCUCAUGGCAUCGACUGACCCCGGGGUGGUGUGGCGCCUCGUUACCGCUGGAACAGAGGUCCUGACGUAAGGGUGGAGGAACACUAGAGCACAGCGUGUUCCUCUGCACGUGUUACGGCUGAACCACGGUGGAAGGAAAAACCCGUCGUCCUCAUACGUGCCACGCUGGCGUGCAUGAUGCAAGGGUUGAGAACGCAGCGGUGGAAAUUGGAUAUGUCUAAAUUCAGGUAGUAUCUACCAGUGAAUACAGUGAUGAGCCAAAACAUUAGAACCCCCCAGAAACUGGAUCUAUUAGACGUCAGGCUGAUGGAGGUUCCUCAUAGUUCACGUGUUGAACAGGACCGGUUUGUUAGCAAGGGGUGUCGCAGGCGGGUGUGGCGAGUCCCCACCCACGGUAGACGUGAAGGUUGUGGCAUCAGGAACAGACCAACAGAAGAUUGUGGAUCCAACUGCUGAUGAUUUUAAUCCCAGUGAUCACAUGGUGCAUCCAACCCUUCUGUGCCAGUCAGAGUGCCCAUGCAACCUUUUCGACGGGAUGCCAACGUCCUGGUACCUAAUGGUCCUAAUGUUUUGGCUCAUCUGUGUUGUAAAUGUUGUAAAUGUUUAUAUUGAUGGAUGUGGAAGUGCAGCAGGUCUGUGACUGACUGAUUUCGUUUGUUCUACAUGAGUGACUUUUAUAAAUGCCUGAAUCACGUGUAAAUGUCAUUAAAUGUGGUGAAGAAUUUAAAUGUAAUAAUAUUUAGCUGAGCACAUUCCAGGAUGUAUAUUUAAUAAAUAAAUGCAUGUUAUAAAACGUGUGUAUAAGAAUAAAACAUAUACAGAGCAGCGGUACGGGCACUGUGGAAGCACACUGGUACAGGGUUCAGUAUAAAACACCCUCAGUACUGACCCACAGUGACCUCUGCUCCUCAUGUUCACAUAAACCACAAUCUAAUAAACGACUGCUUUAAAAUCA
Trichomycterus rosablanca is the source of this 2214-nucleotide messenger RNA. It is a transcript of the gene jkamp, whose product is annotated as jnk1/mapk8 associated membrane protein. Gene Ontology annotation, cellular component: membrane. The coding region runs from base 70 to 981 and encodes 303 amino acids. The record is from RefSeq and is a predicted model, not a curated record. Gene Ontology annotation, molecular function: ubiquitin protein ligase binding. Gene Ontology annotation, biological process: response to unfolded protein. Lineage: Eukaryota; Metazoa; Chordata; Actinopteri; Siluriformes; Trichomycteridae. The transcript has 7 exons.